AUGCCUCGCACACAGACCUUCAUCGCGGCCGCGGCCAUGCUGCUCUCCGUGGCGCGUGCCGACACCAUCACCAUCACCGCCAAGGCAGACAACACCUUUGAGCCCAACAACGUCCAGGCCGACGAGGGGGACAUGGUCGAGUUCCGCUUCGCGCGGGGCAAUCACAGUGUCGUGACCGGUCUUUACGAAUUUCCCUGCGCCCCUCUCGAUAUGGGCUCGGGCUUUUUCUCUGGCUUCGUGGACACGACGGACGAUGAGGCAGACAAGCUCUUCCGCGUGAGGAUCAACAACACGGAGCCCAUUGCCUUUUACUCGUCCGUCGAUGGCCAGUGUGCAGACGGCAUGGUGGGCAUGAUCAAUGCCGACGACGACCACACGCUGGAUGAUUACCGCAGCAGGGCCGAGGCCGUCGCCAGCAGUAUCUCGCCGAGAAAUGGCCCGUACGGCGGGGAGUUGGACAAUGUGAACGACAGCAAUGAGGAUGGCGAUGAUAGCAACGACAACAUGGACGACGAGGAGAACGACAACAGCAGUGGUAACGGCAACGGCAACGGUGAUGACAACGGCAAUGGCAAUGCGGCUGGUGCUCUUGGCGCCCCGGCAGCGGGCUUGAUCAUGGCUUCUCUGGGAUUCGCAGCUCUGCUGCUUUGA
Molecule: messenger RNA, 651 nt
Organism: Emericellopsis cladophorae
Lineage: Eukaryota; Fungi; Ascomycota; Sordariomycetes; Hypocreales; Bionectriaceae
Exons: 2
Coding region: 1-651 (216 amino acids)
Source: RefSeq, a predicted model, not a curated record